GCUAAGGGAUCAGGACAGUCAGUGUUAUCUCUCCGGUCCGCUCUGACUAAGCGACUGUCAUUUAAAACAUUCUGCCGGUCGCUGCACGUUGCGCUGCAUCAGAUGAAUGAAAUUCCCGGAAUGCAUAUGCUAGCCACCUGCCUAUUAGUCGCUGCUGUUUCAUACUGGUACAGCAGCGAGCUUCUGACAGCGCUCCGUCUGUUUAUUUCAGACUCAGCCCUCGGAGGGGACAUGCCGGAACCCGAGGGGAAUCGUCUGUCACCGCAAGGUGUCCCUUACACCGACCUGCCGCACAUCGUCAACGCCGACGGACUGCACCUGUUCUGCCGUUACUGGGAGCCCGACAGUCAGCCAAAGGCGCUGGUGUUUGUUGCCCAUGGAGCAGGAGAGCACUGUGGGGGAUAUGCUGACAUUGCUCACAGCCUGACCCAGCAUGGUAUUCUGGUGUUCGCCCACGAUCACGUUGGUCAUGGCCAGAGUGAAGGUGAGAGAAUGGAUAUCAAAAACUUUCAGAUUUACAUCAGAGAUGCCCUCCAGCACAUUGACAUCAUGAAGGGCCGGUACCCCAAUCUGCCAGUCUUCAUCAUUGGACACUCAAUGGGAGGGAGCAUUUCCAUUCUGACCGCAUGUGAGAGGCCGCAGGAUUUUGCAGGUGUGGUUCUCAUAGGCCCCAUGGUUCAAAUGAAUGCUGAAUCUGCUACACCUUUCAAGGUUUUCCUGGCAAAAAUUCUAAACCGCUUGACUCCCAAACUCUCUCUUGGUUCGAUCGAAUCAAAAUGGAUCUCACGGGAUCCCAAACAGGUGGAGGCAUAUGACACAGAUGAGCUAAAUUAUCAUGGAGGGCUGCGCGUCUCUUUCGGAAUGCAGCUGAUGGAUGCGGCGGCUCGCAUCAAGAGAGAAUUACCCAACAUUACAUGGCCCUUCUUCAUUCUCCAUGGAGACGCCGACAAGCUUUGUGACAUCGGAGGCACUCAUCUAAUGUAUAAUGAGGCCAAGAGCACUGAUAAAAACCUGAAGGUGUAUGAAAAAGCCUACCAUGCCCUACAUCAUGACUUACCUGAAACAGUUGAGUCUGUCUUAAAGAAGGUGAGCACUUGGAUCCUGGAGAGACUCCCCAGCCCUCAUGGGUCUUAGCUGUCAAUCACCGCAUACACAGUUGCCUAAGCCCCGCCCUCUACCGAAUCUUUCAUCUCUAUGACAAAGAGAUGUCUGAUUGCACUACAUGCCAACAAAACUACCCUCAUUCUAAUUUACCUAGGUGAUAAGAGGUCAUUAGUAAGUGACCUUUGACCUAGAGGUCCAAUUAAGCUUUAAUAUGGCCAGUAAGGGUUCUGUGGGAGUUUAUAUUCCCUGAAUAGCAAUCAUCAAUCAUCACCCGGUUGCCCUUGGUGCUUAGCUCUCUUUUGUGUUGCCACAGUAAUAGAAAGCAGCUGCAAUUUGCUCUUUGUGAUGUCCACUGCUCAUAAGAGAUGCAGUGCUGCCCCCGCUGGACAAUAGUAGUACUGCAUUCGCAGUUGCCAAGGCAACUCAACCUUAUUGCUUAUGGCUUGGCAGAAAAA
Sinocyclocheilus rhinocerous is the source of this 1559-nucleotide messenger RNA. RefSeq names its product monoglyceride lipase. The transcript is spliced from 7 exons. Lineage: Eukaryota; Metazoa; Chordata; Actinopteri; Cypriniformes; Cyprinidae. Bases 103 to 1134 code for a protein of 343 amino acids. The record is from RefSeq and is a predicted model, not a curated record.